ACGCAGGCCGUACCACUUACUCCCCUUCCGGAGGUGUGGACCGCCUCAGUUUCCGUCACUCCGCUCCGCGCCGACCAAAACCUUUCACGAUCCCACACAUCUCCUUCAGAUUCGUAUUAUAGCCCUGCCGCGCUGGUAAGGGACGAAGGACGGAUCGAAGGAGAUAACGGGGGACGUUGUCGUCGUAGUCCUCUACCUUCCCCCUCUUUGGUCGGUGGUAGUUCCUCUCGACAGAUGAGGAUUGGAGCGGAGUUUGUCGGGCGCCAUUUUGUGCGGGAGCUGAGUUCGAGGGAGGUGAGAGACGAUUGUAUGUGCGCGCGUUACCCCCGGUGUGCGGUGUCCGGUCCCUCUAGGGAAUCCUCCAUUAUCCUCUAUGGAGCAGUUUGCAGUCAUGGAAAUGGAAUAUAUUCGUGUGGCGGAGGAUGAAAAUGAAGAACCUAUGGAAAUUCCCUCCGAAGAUGACGGCACAGUCCUCCUGUCAACAGUUACAGCGCAGUUCCCUGGCGCAUGUGGCCUUAGAUACCGGAAUCCAGUGAAUCAGUGUAUGCGUGGAGUCAGAUUAGUGGAAGGAAUCCUUCACGCACCAGAAACAGGAUGGGGAAAUCUCGUCUAUGUUGUAAAUUACCCCAAAGACAACAAGAGAAAGAUGGAUGAAACCGAUGCUUCUUCAGCUGUUAAAAUAAAGCGUGCCGUUACAAAAACAUCUGAUCUCAUUGUGUUGGGACUUCCAUGGAAAACGACAGAGCAGGACCUUAAAGAAUAUUUCAGUACAUUUGGAGAAGUAAUCAUGGUCCAGGUUAAAAAAGAUGCCAAAACAGGUCAUUCAAAAGGCUUUGGAUUUGUUCGCUUUGCAGACUAUGAAACACAGGUGAAAGUAAUGUCACAGCGGCACAUGAUAGACGGGAGAUGGUGUGAUUGCAAACUUCCUAAUUCAAAGCAAAGCCCAGAUGAGCCCAUGCGCAGCCGAAAAGUCUUUGUUGGCCGCUGUACGGAGGACAUGAGUGCUGAAGAGCUUCGGCAGUUCUUCUCUCAGUAUGGUGAAGUUGUAGAUGUGUUCAUCCCAAAGCCUUUCAGAGCAUUCGCUUUUGUCACAUUUGCAGAUGACCAGGUGGCACAAUCUCUGUGUGGAGAAGACCUAAUCAUCAAAGGGGUCAGCGUUCAUGUGUCAACAGCUGAACCCAAACACAACAACAACCGAGCGCCCUUGGAUAGGGCAGGAAGAUUCCCAGGGCCAAACUUUGGGAACCAGGCCUACCCCAACAAUAGGCCAAACAGCAGUGGCCUUGGUAACAGUCAACCGAACAAUAUGGGGGGUGGCGGUGGAAUGAAUUUUGGGGCCUUUAGCAUCAACCCAGCUAUGAUGGCAGCUGCUCAGGCAGCUCUUCAAAGUAGCUGGGGCAUGAUGGGCAUGUUGGCUAGCCAACAGAACCAGCCUGGUCCACAGGGGAAUAGUCAGGGCCAGGGGAAUCAGCCUAGGGACCAGUCACAGGGUUUCGGGUCAGGUAGUAACUCCUAUGGCUCAAACUCUGGUGCUAUAGGCUGGGGUUCACCAAACGCUGGUUCUGGUACUGGGUUUCAAUGGGGGCUUUGGCUCAAGCAUGGAUUCAAAGUCAUCGGGGUGGGGUAUGUA
Molecule: messenger RNA, 1630 nt
Organism: Staurois parvus
Lineage: Eukaryota; Metazoa; Chordata; Amphibia; Anura; Ranidae
Source: the annotation of a GenBank genome assembly